GGAGUACGACAAUUAUGGUAAAUAGCUUAAUACUGAUAUUAAGAAAAAAUAUCAGUGAUUUUAAGUGCAUCAUAUACAUUAGAUAGAAUCUGUGUGUGAAAAGAAGCGCAUCAUACAUUGAUCGCCCCUUAGAUCUGUCGCAAUAGGCGUGUGUUUUGGGUUGUUUUCUCUUUCGGUUUUAUCAAAUGUGUGUGGAGGCGUUUGAAACCCGCGGGUACUUGUCGCGAGCUGCGCCUAGGGAGAAGCAUCAGCGAAAACAACACGAGCACCGAUAGCUUACGGAUCUCCGACUAUCUUCCUUUGAAAUCAUCCCGCAUCUUAAACGUUUACAAAGGUGUUAUACGAAACGGAGUAGCAAACUAUUUACAGUGCGAUCAUAUUUAUCCUCAGCGUAACGAGACGAAGUUUCAGGGAUCUUCUUCAUUACUGUUUAUAAUCUGCGUACGCAGGCUAUUAUAACGGUUGGCAUUCUGCCUUAACCUGCUCUGCUAUUUUCACCUGUAUAUUGUCAUCGUAUAGUUAGAAAAAACAAAUCAAACGUGAAAAUAUUUAUUCCACUGCUUGUGAAUACGCUUCUGAUGUUUACUAUAAGCGUUCGCAUGACUUACUCAGGGGCGUUCCGUGGAAGUCAUUACCGUUCCUGAUAACGGUUCCCGAUUUAUGCCUGCGCUCCAAAUGAACAUUUCAGCAUGACAGAGCAGGACUCCAAAGAUGUCAGUUAUGGAUAUUUUAUAAUCACAAUAAUAGCACCGUUCGCUUAGCAGGUUAUUUAUCAGUUCCUGUUGCGAUCAUUCCUUGUGAACUUUGUGUUCUGGUGUACAUUUACUUCACUAUUAGUGCUGAACCAGAUCUUUCAUUCUCUGUGGCACACACGUGCUGUGCGUUUGUUGAACAUCGUCCUGCAGACAGCUUGUUUCUGAGCUUGAAUGGAGACAGAUGGUGUUACAUAACCGUCCAUACAUCCUUCAUUCCCCUGGCAUUAAAAACGUAUGUUGUUCAGUUGAUGAUGAAAUAUACCGUGGUGUCACUAACGCUGACAAGAGGGCUAGUGAAUUUUAAAAGGGUAAUUAAAACGUAAUUAUUCGAAAAGUCAAAAUUGACAAACCUGAUUGAAAAUAUGCAUACACAGCUGUCAUGCAACUAAAACUGGAUAUGAACUGUUGAAGCUGAGGACAACAUGGGGGCAGUGUGUGGUUCAGCAGAUUGGGAUGCCAUGCUUGUGAUCGGAAUGUCAUCAGUUCGCAGGUAGUUUGCAGACUGGUUUCACAUCGGGCCCUUGAGUGAGGCCCUUAAGCCCAAUUGAUCCAGGGACCGGCUGACCCUACUUUCUCAAUUUUGUAUUACUAAAGACCAAAGUGCCUGCUCAGUAUAUACAGUGCUCAGCUAAAUUUGGGAAGGAAUGGCGUGCAAGGUUAUUGCCCAUGAAGGAAGCCUUUCAGCCCAUGCUGAAAAAGAUGAAGACCACUGGGACUCUAUACUCUGGAGUGAUGAGACCAAGAUAAAUGUUUUUGGAACCGAUGGCUUCAAAACUGUAUGGCGUCGCAAAGGUUUACCUCGGGCGUGAUGCGCUCUUCCCAAGAAUACGAGAGCAACUGCACACCUGCGAAGGGGAGUCCCCGCAGCCGGAUCCCCCGGCCGGUCCAACGUCCAUUCAGCCCCAAGAAGAACUUAUUUUCCCCGGAGGAGACGCCGAUACCAGGGCACAGUUCCGACCCCACUAAGAGUGCCAUCAGUACCAACAGUUCAUGUUCAGAGGACACAGGAUGCCCCAGCAGCCAGCUGACGUCCCCUUCAGUGGGUAGUGCCCCCACGAGGUCAUACGCAGGCAGCGAGCGCAAGAAGAGGAACCGAAAGAGAGUCAGAGUGCACAGGAUGGCGGAGAGCCGCCCCCCUCUACCGAGCGCAGGUGCCGACACAGACCUCGGACCCUCUGGCAACGGCAAGCUGAGACUGUCAUCCACCAGCAGCCCUGCGGCAAAGAGGCCGACGUACUCUGACGGCCGUGCCCCCCCAGGCAGGAGGACCGGGCCUGGGCCCAAGCAGCGAUUGGCCGACCUGGCUCUGUAUGCCCCCUGCAGGGUGGUGCCCCACUCUCCCGUCCCCAACAACAGCAGCGAUGCAAGCUCUUCUGCCUGGAGACGCUACCACUCGUGUGGGGACAACCAUGGCAUUAAGCCCCCCAGCCCUGAGCAGUACCUAACACCCCUGCAACAGAAGGAGGUCAUGAUCAGACACCUGCGGAGUCAGCUGAAGGAGUCGGAGAUAAGAUAUCGCGAGAGGGAGAUGGAGGUGGAGGAACUGCGGGCCCAGCUGAGUCGGAUGCAGGAGGACUGGAUUGAGGAGGAGUGCCACCGUGUGGAGGCCCAACUAGCCCUGAAGGAGGCGCACAAGGAGAUCAGGCAGCUGCGGCAGGUGGUGGAGACCAUGAGGAGCAGCCUGGUAGAGAAGGACAAGGGCAUCCAGAAGUAUUUCAUUGACAUUAACAUCCAGAACCGCAAGCUGGAGGCGCUGCUCCGGAGCAUGGAGGUGGCUCAGAGCGGUUGUCCCCUGGAAGAGCUUGCACCUAGCGCGGCUGGGCUGGCAGCACAGGAAGCCCGUGAGAUGACCGACAGCGGUCUGCAUAUCAGUGACGAGGGGGUCGAUUGGGCUGGUACCCCUGGGCAAGUUCCUAGUGAGGAUUUGGCUUCUGAGUCGGAGGGAUCGGCAGGCAGAGGUAACCCUGUCCCUGAACCCGGUCCAUCUCCUGUCUCUGUGGAGAAGGAGGUGCAGACAGAUCCUAUCCCUGGGCCACCUGACCUCCAGGCCCUCCUGCUCCACCUGUUGAAGCUCCGGGAAGCCAGUGUAACUCUCAUCCCUGAGCCUGUUGAGUUGGCACCCCUGCCCCCGGCUGAUCGCAAACCUGAAGCCUUACCUGACACGGGUUCCCCCAGCGAGGGGCUGUCAGAUGCAGGGGUGCUGGUCAGCAAGCGGUAUUGGAGCAGCAGCUUCCUGGUGGACCUGGCGGCCCUGGCAGUGCCCAUGCUGCCUACGGUGGCCUGGUUGUACUGCACGCACCGGGCCAGCACCGAGCCGGUGUACAACAUCGGGGUUUUGAUCCGCGGCUGCUGUAUGGUGAGCCUUCGCUCGCUACGUCACAUGGGGGCCGGAGUCUGAGAUGGACCACCCCGGUGAUGCAUAUGUGCACUGUACUGGACCGUGGUGCACACUUACUGUGUACACUGUGCUUAUAUGUCUGUGUCUACAUUGUAAGGAUCCCCCUGCAAUUUGCACUGUGUACAGAGGCGGACAGCUGAGGCGACAUGAAGUGGGAGGGAUAUGAGUUCAUUAAUUUAAACUGAUCAUCUGGGCAGAUGGUCAGGUCGCAUCUGGGAAGUCAUUCUGUAUAUUGAGUUUUGGUUCUGUCUUUGGCAGGGGUGAUUAUUUGAAAUGUUAUAUAUGGACAGCUGGAAAAUUUAAUUUAUUUGUGACUUCUGUAACCUCAUUUGAUGUGUAAAAAUGUCUUGUUUAGACAUCGGAACAGCAUUUGUCUUGUUGACCUGUGUUCCCGUGUUUGAUUAAAGCAUGAAUAUAUUAAGUGCAAACAAU
Messenger RNA from Brienomyrus brachyistius, 3585 nucleotides. Its product is annotated as syntabulin-like. Lineage: Eukaryota; Metazoa; Chordata; Actinopteri; Osteoglossiformes; Mormyridae. The coding region runs from base 1534 to 3153 and encodes 539 amino acids. The transcript has 8 exons. Gene Ontology annotation, cellular component: vesicle; cytoplasmic microtubule. The record is from RefSeq and is a predicted model, not a curated record. Gene Ontology annotation, biological process: axonal transport of mitochondrion; synapse maturation.